AUGCAUGAACAAAAGGGGUCAACCAUAGAAUUUAACAAGUCGGACAUAGGGGAUGGUGAUCCCCUCGUGCAAGGGCGACCUCCCACCAGCCGAGAACACAUCCCCGUAGCCCCCAGGGUGCAGAGGCACUUGGAUGCUCUCCUGCCAAACCUGGAGACCGCUCCCGGCGCAGCCCAGCCCCGACCGCAGGGGCGAUCACCGCAAAGCCGCCUCGAAACCCGAGCCUCGUCCCUAAAAACCUUCUUGGGAACCUCCGGAGGGCUGCGGAGCAUCCCGGGCACCAACCCCGGCUCCCGCAGGAGCCACCCCACCACCGCCCGAGCAGCGCCCGCUGCUCGCCGGGUCCGUACUCACGGGGGCUCGGGGCUCGCUCCGGCGCCGGGGCUCCUCUCGGUGUCCGCUCAGCCCCUCGGUGCGCGGGGGAGCGCGGGCAGCGGAGCCCCCUCCGCCCGCUCCGCGCCGCCGGCGAGGCCGCACCCACCCACCCUACGUGCGGCUCGGCAGCCGCGGCCCCCUCCCCGCCCGCCCCGCUGCCCGGGCCGCCUACGUGUGGCCGUGCAUGCGGGGAGCGCCCGGCACGGCACGGCGGGGCAGGGCACGGCAUCGCAUCGCAUCGCAUCGCAUCCCUCCGCUCGGGGGGGCGGCCGCCGGCUCGUCCCCUCUGCCUGUCGCGCUCGCUCAGGCGGAAACGGGGCUUUCCCGCAGCCGCCGGGCCCCGGUGUCCGGAGGGGUUUUUGGGAGGGGGCGGCCGCCGAGCAACCCCCCCCUCCUGCCCGAGAGCCGGGGGAUGGCGGGGGGGCAGCGCAGGGACCGGUGGCCCUUGGCGGGCACCGCCGGUCGGAGCGUGGCGGAGAGUCACGUCCCCACGGCAGCGCGGCUCGGGGCGCCUUUUCCGUGGGGAACCCGCUGCUCCCGAGCCCGUCGGGUCGCAGCCCGCCGGGCUCGGUGCUGGGGGCUCCUGCCGGGACUGAAACGGGGGGCGAUGAAGCCCCGAGGCUCAGGAGCAUCCCCGGGGCUGUGGUACAGCGGCGCCUGCCCGAGCGGACCCGACGCCGCUCCCUCCCGCCCGAAGCAUCCUCUGCUCCCCGGGGACCGGCCAGGGAUGCGCUGCUCGGAGGGGUUUUGUGCCUGCGGACCGGGCUCGCCCUCCGAGGCGGAGGCGAGCGGGGCAGAGCCCGGGGCGCGGCGAGCGAGCGAGCGCCCAGCCCCGACAGCCCCGACCGGGACUCGCCCCACACGGGGCGCGGGGACCGGAGCGCGGCGGGAGCGCGGGGGGUCAGGGCAGCCCCAGCACCCCAGCUCCGCUCCCUCCCGGAGCAGCCGCGGCCGCUCCUCCCGGGACUUCCCGGCUCCUCCCGGCUCCUCCCGGCUCGGGCGGUGCGCAGGCGCCGCGCAGGCGCCGCGGGGAUGUUGCGGGGCGGAUGUGCGGGGAUGUGA
Molecule: messenger RNA, 1437 nt
Organism: Myiozetetes cayanensis
Lineage: Eukaryota; Metazoa; Chordata; Aves; Passeriformes; Tyrannidae
Product: collagen alpha-1(I) chain-like
Exons: 3
Coding region: 1-1437 (478 amino acids)
Source: RefSeq, a predicted model, not a curated record